GUCAAAGAGUUUCACGAGGCCGGCGCCUUACAGAUAGAGUUGACUUGAAGCGCGCUUGUGCUGGCGCGGUUGCCUUGGUGAAACUCGCGCGCCUUUUUCUUGUGCAGUCAUAGACGCUCUCAAGACGGACCUCUGAAUAUUGAGGCACAUUCUACAAUACCCGGAAGCGGAACCGGUUCAGGCGAACCUGCCAUCGCCCGCCACGGGAAUUUGUUCUUUCAGCGUGCGAAGUUGCGGCCACGCAGGAGACUCUUGAGCCCUUUCAUUUGGCCAUGUUGUUCCACACGGUCGCAUACUGCUAGUUGACUCAGGGAGUUGCACGGGCGAGCCAUGGAAUGUCACCCGUCUCCGAAGCCAUACAGGAGCAGAGGCUGAGAUACUAGCGUAAUCCAAGCGCUCGCAGACGCUGCUAGCAGGCAUUAACAUGGCCUCAGAACGAGACGCGCUCGGAGCUUCAACAUCAAGGCCGACACGGAGAAGAGGCGGGAAUGGACGCCGGAUCAGAGGAAGAAGGCUGGGAUAUGCCAGAACGGGUGCGUGGUGUGGAGGUACCACGGCCGUGCCAUGGGCAUUACCAGCUGCGGUGUUGCUGCUAGCAACCCAGGCGCUACUCGUGACGGGCUACUAUGUAUCGCUGCAAGAUAUUCCUGCAGCGGGGAGGACGUUCUGCGGCUUCAGCGAGAUUCGGCGGUACAAGGCCUGGUGCACGUCGUACAUUGACGGCUGGAUUGCGUCCAACCUGUCAUGUGUGGGCUACGGCGUGUGCAUACCACUGAACGGCGCCGGGAUGAUGAACUGCAACAACCAAACGCUGUGCCAUGAGCGCCGGACGGAUAUAGAUGAACCCAACUACAAGCCCGAGGCAGCAUGCCUCGUGCUUAGGCCUGCCGUGUCUAGCAACGUCACCGGCAAUGCCACCAGCAACACCACCAUGGCUACAGCUGCGGUGAAGUCGGUCACGUGCGACGUGGAGAUCAUAGGCACCUCGCCGAUAUACGACCAGCCGCCGCCGGCCCCCGAUGGCGUCUUCGUGUCACCGCCGCCUCCUGACAACGGCAGCAGCAGCAACUGGGCGCUGUGGAAGACCAUGACCAUCAUCUUCAGCAUCCUGGGAUUCUUUCUGUUGGUCAUCCUCCUGUACUUCCUUGUGCGCUACUGCAUGCGGCGGCGAGCCGACGCAAUGCGCACCACACCUGUGACGCUGCUUACGGACGUGAGCAAGAUGCAGCUACAGCAGCAGCCGCAGUACGGCAUGAUGCCCGGCGCGUACGGCAGCCCCAUGAUGAUGACAAACGGGAUGUACGGCACCGGCAUGGUGGCGCAGGGUGGUACGGCGGGCAUGCUGCCGUACAGCCCCACGCUGAGCGGCCCGGUCGACAUGACCGUAACGCUGCGUACGGUUGGCCCAGAUGGGAAACCCAUUAUGGCGAUCGGCUCGUCCCAUCCGUACCCCACGCCGCUAAACACUGUCGUUCACGGCAAUGGUGGCACGCAGCUACCACCAAAUGUUGGGGAUGCCCUGCUGACAGUCGCGGCCAGCAGCCGAGCCGCCUACCACAACGUCCAGACAGCGCCGGCGACCCAGAUGCCGCAGUCCCAGGGUCUCACGGCAAAUCCCCAGGGCACCGCCGCGGCAGCAACCUUUGGUGGCGUGGCCACGCCCUUUGGUGCCGUGCCGCAGGCGCUACAGCCGCUACAGCCGCUGCAACCGCUUCAGCCGUUGCAGUCGGUGGGGGCGGCAGCGACUGCCGCUGCAAUGCCGGCGACAGUGUCGCCGGCAGUGCUGUUGCCGCCGACUGCAGCAACGCUGCAGAAUCCGACUGCCAUUUCAGACGCCAACCGCCCAUCCUUUCCACUCUAAGGAGGCCCGGUCGUUCGCCCCCAUGCGCUGUGAGAAGCUGUGAUGUGUGUCAUGUGGGUAGGCGAAGGGCUGUCUACGGGCAGUCGGUGCGCACCGCGGCUGGCUGGAAGCAGGCGGGAGGCGCCAUGGCAGCAAGGCAUACCGUUGCUUCUUAACGGUGGUGGCAACUAUCGGUAGCACGACCAAGGAGCAAUCACGCCGUACAUGACAUGGAUAUUGAUGGACGCGUAUUGGGCGUGUUUAGCGGAUUAAGUUGAAUGCCUGACGAGGGGCUCGGCCGGGAUGGCACGGUGUGGGAAUAAUGCGGGUUACCCGCACAGAGACCAAGAGUCGUACGGUAUUCCUCAUGUCUACAAAUGUGAAAUUCGAAGUAUGUCAUACUAUGUGACUUGAUGAGACUACGACCCGGGACGUACGGUACGUGCGCGAUCUCCGAAUGACGAGGUUGGUUGGAGGCAUGACGUUACGCGCAAGGCAAGUGGCCCUUUACGCCAGAUCGAGUUGUACGCAUGUUAGUUAAAGUGUCUUGGGUAUGUAAAUUGUGAUGGUUGGGUUGGCGAGGGGAUUAUCAGGGCUGUGCCAUACGGUAUGUCCAAGAGGCAGCCGUGUGGAGGCGGCCGCACAUGUCCGUGCAUGUUGUGCGUGUCCGAAGCGAGCAGUCAGCAGCAACCGUGCAGGGUGCUGAGUGGAUUGCGAGGGGUAUGGCCGCUGGCUGCUUAGUGCUGAGCGCCUUCAUACCGUAGAGGGCGGCCGCGAGUGGCAGGAACCGGUGGGGGCUUGCUGCCACGAUGGGGGCGUGAUGAUGGGGCGACGAGGGGCCGGCACAGGACACAUUCCCUGUCCGCUUAAAGCGCCUGGAACUGCAUCGCAUAUACGAUAUAACUGCAACUUAUUUAGAGCUUUCCACUUCCAAGCUCUCUGCUUUAAGUUGCUUCCAUCCGUCU
Molecule: messenger RNA, 2805 nt
Organism: Chlamydomonas reinhardtii
Lineage: Eukaryota; Viridiplantae; Chlorophyta; Chlorophyceae; Chlamydomonadales; Chlamydomonadaceae
Exons: 7
Coding region: 425-1861 (478 amino acids)
Source: RefSeq, a predicted model, not a curated record